Saprolegnia diclina VS20 is the source of this 624-nucleotide messenger RNA. RefSeq lists its product as hypothetical. Lineage: Eukaryota; Oomycota; Saprolegniomycetes; Saprolegniales; Saprolegniaceae. The record is from RefSeq and is a predicted model, not a curated record. The transcript has 3 exons. Gene Ontology annotation, biological process: nucleocytoplasmic transport. Bases 99 to 572 code for a protein of 157 amino acids. Gene Ontology annotation, cellular component: nuclear pore central transport channel.
GCGCCCGCGACGAUCGCUUCUUUGCAAGGCGUCGGCCACAGAGAGAAACGAGGCGCAGUCCUGUACGCAUCUCUGCUUGGCACGAAGACGGUUCUCGAAUGACUGAAGACGGCGGGGAGAACCCGAUAAAGUACGGUUUGGAUGCGGACUUUCGGGGACUUACCGGCGAAGCCGGUGGUUCCAAAUUCGAUUUGGCGAAGGAAACCAUCAUGUCGGCCCAGGAUAUCGGCAACGCGUUCAUCGGUCACUACUACACGACCUUUGACGGCAACCGCGGUGCGUUGGCCUCGCUCUACAGCGACCGCUCGACGCUCAGCUUUGACAAGGACACGUUCCAGGGCACACAGGCCAUCUUGGAGAAGCUGAGCAAGCUUCCGUCGACGCAGCACCGCGUGGACACGACGGUCAUCCAGCCCUCCGUGAGCGACAACGCGAUCUUGAUCGUCGUCACUGGCAAGCUCGUCAUUGACGGCGGCAACCCGCUGCAGUUUGCCCAGACGUUCCAGCUGGUCGCCCAUGCGCCCGCCCAGUUCUACAUCCACAACGACUUCUUCAGUCUCAUUUAUGGAUAAUUUAGCCCCGCUAUAAUACGCACAAUAUAAGCGCCUCCCCUUCUUGACGUCC